This is a messenger RNA of Brenthis ino (lesser marbled fritillary), 1383 nucleotides long. NCBI's taxonomy places the organism in Eukaryota, Metazoa, Arthropoda, Insecta, Lepidoptera, Nymphalidae. The record is from the annotation of a GenBank genome assembly.
AUGCCUAUCGGAAAAUUAGAACAAUUCGAAUUAGAUUCAAAAGAGUGGCCAGCGUAUAUACGACGCGUUAAACAAUACAUGUUAUUAAACGAAGUGAAAGAGGAGUUAAAAGUAUCACUGUUAAUAACGGUAGUCGGGAAGGCGACUUAUUCGCUUAUGUGUGAUUUGUGUUCUCCGAGUCACCCGGAAACAAAGUCAUUCGACGAAUUAGUUAAACUGGUGAGUGAACAUCUGGAGCCACAGCGAUCCGAGAUCGCCGGGCGCCACGUAUUUCGUCUCCGGCGACAGCGCACCGGCGAACCGUUGUCAGAAUACCUACAGUGCUUAAAACACUUAGCGACCACUUGUAAUUUUGGAACUACAUUGGAGGAAAAUUUACGUGACCAAUUUGUUUCCGGCCUGGCUAGUGACGCGAUGAGGUCGCGUAUUUUUGCCGAGCGAAAUAUUAAAUACCGAGAAGCAGUCGAGUUGGCUAUGGCUGUAGAGGCUGCUGAGAGGCACGCGGAGGUGAGCGGGUCGAGAACGUCGACAGGGACCUCGGGUGCGGGCAGCGACGCGGCGGGCGAGGGCCUGCAUGCAGCGAGCGCGCGGCGCGCGCGGCCCGGCGGCGGCGGCGGCGGCGCGCCGGCGCAAGCGCCGAGGGCUGCGCCGCGCGGCGUCGACGCGCAGCUGCGGUGUUGGCGGUGCGGGCGCGGACAUCGCGCGGAUAGGUGCCGGUUUGCGCAGUAUAAUUGUGACGAGUGUAAUCAGCGGGGCCAUUUAAAGGUUAUGUGUAAAGAGGUGCGUAAUCGAUCGUACGGGCGACAUAAAUAUGUGAGUGAGACCGACAAAUCGGAGGACGAGUUUUUCAACAUUCAGUUGGCGGCUAAAGGUAAUAAACCAUAUUUAGUUAUUGUGAAGAUGGACGGACGACCGAUCGAAUGUGAAAUAGACACAGGUAGUCGUAUCUCCGCUCUCGGUGAUACAGUAUUGACUAGGGAUUAUACCACUAAAGGGGAAAAAUGGUCAGAGGGGACGGUCACCAAGAAAACCGGGCCCGUGUCAUUCAAGGUUGAUGUAGGGGGAGGAGUAGAGUGGAGACGUCACCAAGACCAAAUGAUACAGUUAGGUAAUAGAAAAGAAAAAAAUCGAUAUUCAUUGGCGCGAACAUCAACGACAGCUAGUGCGGACGCGAAUGUGGAACAGACGCCUGGGGUUGAUGACGAUGCAGAUGAUCAAUGUAGUGAAGCGCCCGAGACGGGUGCUAACGCGGGGCGGGCACUACGCUCCCCGGGUCUUCCAGGACCGGCGGGCGAGCCCGCGACGCCUCCACCCCCACCGGACGCUUCUGCCAGAGCUAUACGUGCUUAUAAAAGAGCUAUAAUACAGAAGGACAAAAAAACC